This is a messenger RNA of Triticum dicoccoides, 1617 nucleotides long. RefSeq names its product acyl transferase 1-like. The transcript is spliced from 2 exons. The record is from RefSeq and is a predicted model, not a curated record. NCBI's taxonomy places the organism in Eukaryota, Viridiplantae, Streptophyta, Magnoliopsida, Poales, Poaceae. The coding region runs from base 93 to 1448 and encodes 451 amino acids.
UCUUAGCUAGCUUCCACGGUUCCACCGUCCCAGCGGAGCACUCCCUCAAACACACGCAUACACGCACCUUCGCCAAAACCAGUUCCGCCGCCAUGGUGACGUUCACGGCACGCCGGAGCGAGCCCGAGCUGGUGCGCCCGGCGCGGCCGACGCCCGUCGAGACCAAGGCCCUCUCCGACCUCGACGACCAGUGGUCGCUGCGCUUCUACGAGUCCAUCGUCGGCUUCUUCCGCAGCCCGCCGGGCGAAAGCGUCAAGCCGGGCAAGGUGGCCAAGGGCAUCAAGGCCGCCGUGGCGGCGGCUCUGGUGUACUACUACCCGAUGGCUGGCCGUCUACGGAAGCUGUCUGACGAAAACAAGCUGGUGGUGGACUGCACGGGGGAAGGGGUGAUGUUUGUGGAGGCCACCGUAGACGUGCGGCUGGAGGACCUCGGCCAGCCGCUGGUGCCGCCAUACCCGUGCGUCGAGGAGUUCUUGGGAGACGCCGGUGACACCAGGGAUGUGGUUGCCAAGCCUCUGCUUUUCCUGCAGGUGACACAACUCAAGUGUGGAGGAUUUGUUAUUGGGCUUCACAUGUGCCAUUGCAUUGCUGAUGGUUUUGGUAUCCUCCAAUUUAUCAAAUCCAUAUCCGAUUUUGCAUGCGGUGAACUCAUCCCAACCACUUUGCCCGUAUGGAAACGAGAUACCUUCACAGCACGUAUGCCACCCUCCAUCACGCAUGUCUACCCAGCAUAUAAAACAUUUAUUCAGGGGUUGGACUGCACGGGAGAUGACGUGAUGCUAUCAACUCCGCCGCAAAGCAUGGAGGUGCAAUAUUUAUUUUUUGGACCGAAAGAAAUAUCAAUUUUAAGGAGCCACCUCCCAGAACACCUUUCCAAAUCCACCACAACUUUUGAGUUGCUUAUGGCUGUUAUGUGGCGGUGUCGCACAUUGGCACUUGGUUAUGGAUCUAGUCAGAAAGUGUGUAUCAUGUUUACUUUAAAUACACGUGGGAGAAGUAUUAAUGGUGAAAGUCUUGUCCCACGUGGUUACUAUGGAAAUGCACAUUUUUCUCCCAUGGUCGAAAUCACAGUCAAUGAGCUUGUGACAAAGCCCUUGGAACAAGUACUUGAGCUGAUACACAAAGUCAAGUUAGGCACCACAAAAGAUUGCAUGAAGUCAAUGGUUGAUUUGAUGGCAUUAUGGCGAGAGCGUUCACCUUUCGGUAUGGACAGAACAUAUGAAGUUAGUGAUACAAAGUGGGUUGGAGGCAAUGCAUUGAAAUUUGGGAAGGCCGAGCUAGUUGCUGCUGGCACACCACAUGCUGGUGACUUCACGUCAAAGUUAAUUAGCUAUCAUACCAAGUGCAAGAAUAAAGACGGUGAGGACUCAACCGUGGUAUCAAUCUUACUACCUAAACUUGCAAUGGUGAAGUUCACAAAGGAGAUGGCGAUUUGGUUGAAGAAGUAGAAAAGGAGGAACACAAUAAGUCAGACAGUGUUAUAUUUAUGUGAGAUUUUACUUUUAGGGUCAUCUAGUCUCUUGCUCCAAACAUCCAGCAAAGUUGGUUGUGUGUUGCCAUUAAAUAAUUAGUAAAAUAGGCAACAUCCAACUCGGUGAUUCUCUUUACCUAUAUUGU